Cheilinus undulatus (humphead wrasse) is the source of this 4268-nucleotide messenger RNA. RefSeq names its product adenosine deaminase 2a (gene ada2a). Gene Ontology annotation, molecular function: adenosine deaminase activity. Lineage: Eukaryota; Metazoa; Chordata; Actinopteri; Labriformes; Labridae. The record is from RefSeq and is a predicted model, not a curated record. Gene Ontology annotation, biological process: inosine biosynthetic process; adenosine catabolic process. The transcript is spliced from 13 exons. Bases 438 to 2018 code for a protein of 526 amino acids.
UGAACGGGAAAAAGAAAGCUACAGAGGUAGGAUUCAGUAAACAAACGGGACUGUCGCGAAACGCUCUUUGUUCGACACUUGGCUUCGUGACAGUGAAUUAAAAAUGUAAGAUUUCAAACAUUAAGGAGUUUUUUAGUGUCUCUGUGGAGUCAAUUUAGUUUUAGUUCGAUGCUGACGCUUUUUUUGAGUGACUCCAAACUGGACUGUUUACCGGGUUAUCCUCCGUCAGCGCCAGUUAAACUGCCUCUUUUUCACUGAAAGUGACGUUUUAGACAAGUGCUGGACUAUACCAUUUGGCUCCUCAAGGACCCCUCACUACUGUGGGCCCGGGUAAUCAGUGCCCUUUUCCCCCCGUCCUACGCCCCUGCUGGGUGCCUGUUACUUCCAUUUGUUUGUUGCUGUGGUGUCAAACUGAUAAAAAGAAAUACCUGGGUUUGAUGUUUUGGACUUCUUUUUUGUUGCUGUUGUAUCAAAAAGCCUCCUCUCACCACACACAGACCAUGGCAGCGAGACUGCAGCGCCCCCUCGUGGCCGUCCUCUGCCUGCUCUUGUACCACCUGAGGAGCGGUCUGACCGUCCCAGACCCUCGGCUGAGAGAGGCUCUGAUGAAGCAGGAGGCCUCCAUGCAGACGGGCGGUCGUCUGGUUCUGAACGAUGCAGAGCGGCGUCUGGAUGCUCUACUGUUUAAAAUGAAGCAGGAGGAGAUCAUGAAAGCAGACUUUCCUCCCACAGUGCACUUCUUCCAGGCCAGGCAUCUCAUCAAUAAGAGCCCCAUCUACAACCUCUUACAAAAAAUGCCCAAAGGGGGAGCUCUCCAUGUCCAUGACUUCUCCAUGGUCCCUGCUGAUUGGCUGGUCAAAAACGUGACCUAUCUUCCAAACUGCUACAUGUGCUGCACCGACAACCGCUCCAUCAGGUUCAUCUUCUCGUCUCAGUGGCCCAAACCUCUGCUACGCUGCUCUCCAUGGAUGCUGCUGGAAAAACUCAGAGCCGAGACAACCAACGUCACCGAGCUGGACAACAGCAUCAUGGGAAAUCUGACACUCUUCACCUACCAGGAUCCAGACUCUGUGUACCCCAGUCAGGACGUGGUCUGGGACCGGUUCGAACAGGCCUUCGGCGCCUUGUGGGGUCUGGUCACGUACGCGCCGGUGUUCAGAGAUUAUUACUAUGAAGGCCUGUCUGAAUUCUACAAGGACAACGUCAUGUACGUGGAGCUGAGAGCGUUACUCCCACAGAUAUACGAGCUGGACGGGAGCACUCAUGACACGGCGUUCACUCUGAAGACCUACCAGGAAGUGACCAGACGUUUCAUAGCUGAUCACCCGGACUUCUUUGGAGUGCGAGUCAUCUUCACCGUCAACAGAGGAGUAGAUUUGUCUGUGAUGACCAGUGUUGUGGAGGAGGCGAUGAAGCUACAGCAACUCUUCCCAGACUUUAUGGCUGGUUUUGACCUGGUGGGCCGUGAAGACAGUGGCAGACCUCUAUGGUUCUUCAGAGAGGCUUUGUCGAUGCCAGCAGAGCGAGGAGUGACGCUGCCGUUCUUUUUCCACGCUGGAGAGACGGAUCUGCAGGGCACUGAUGUGGACCAGAACCUGCUGGAUUCUCUUUUGUUGAACACUUCUAGGAUUGGACAUGGGUUUGCUCUGCCACGCCACCCGGUGGCCAAAGAUAUUUCUAGGAAGAAAGGGGUGGCAGUGGAAGUGUGCCCCAUCUCCAACCAGGUGCUGAAACUUGUCCGAGAUCUGCGUAACCAUCCUGCAGCUGCGCUGAUGUCAGAGAACCAUCCCGUGGUCAUCAGCUCAGACGACCCCGCCAUGUUCGGCUCCUCUGGACUCUCGCACGACUUCUAUGAAGCUUUUGUUGGGUUUGGUGGAAUCAGCUCACGUUUAGGCUCCCUCAAACAGCUGGCCAUUAACUCUAUAAGGUACAGUUCUUUGAGUCCUAAGCUGCAGGAGAGCGCCCUGGCUCUGUGGCAGAAAAGAUGGGACAAGUUUGUCUCUGAAAAUACUGUGUAGGAGGAAGCAGCAGCCAUCUUUAAUGCCAUCAUGCUCCCUUUGAUGAAGGAAAGAACUCUGGUGUUGUGUGAAUGCUGAAGGUGGAAAAGAGACAAUAUCUGUGGUAAAAUGGCCUUAAAGUAAAACUGGCUGUUUGUUGGGCAGCAGGAAACGUGCCAAAGCUGUAUCAAGGUGUAGGCUGAUGAUCUGAGCUGCAUUUAUGAAAAACUCUUAAUUUGAAGUGUGUUGUUUUCUGAUUUCAUUCUUGCAGAUUUGCACUGUGAUGGGAGAUUUCACUAAAACUGGAUUUAAGCCACUAAUAGCUUCAUGAACAUGGCAUCAGAUGUGGCUGUUAACUCCAUCUCAUGGUCUAAUUCACAAAUCACUCAGGAUAUUUCAGCAUAAAACACCCACAAAGCUGCUCUGCUCUGUGCAGUUCUGUAGGGUUGAACCAUCAGCAUGUCAUCUCUGUGCUCACUCAGUCCACGUCUAGAUCAUGAUCUGGGAGAUCAGGAGAUAUUUUCCAGUUUAUUUUGCAGUUUAGUCUUAAAGAGAUGCUUCAACUCAAAAAGCUUCUUCUCUGUAGCACACCAGUGAAAGCAGAUUAUCCAGACUGAAGAAAAUCAGACUCAUUCUUGAGCUGCACAACGAUCCAGACCAUCUCCAGGUGAAAAUACUAAUGUGUGACAAUCUUUGAGGUCAGGCAGCUGAACGGUAAAGCCGGUUUGGAUGUGCUAAAAGCUGCAGUCCACCAGAAACCUCAUUAACACCCCAUGUUAAAAAGUCCAUGUUACAGGAGAAAUAAACAUAUUUACAGACUAUUUUAGUAACAGUUUUUGUUCAUGUCUUCAAAGGCACACAUUGAGGAUGAGUUUUGUCUGUUUUGGUUUGAAGAAGGAUAUGAGUUAUGCACAACUAUGGGCGUGGCUGAUAUGAUGAAAAGCUGCAGGUUGUAGCUGUUUGUCUGGAGGUUUUAGACCCACCUCAGCUGUCUGAGUUUGAGACAGAAUUUUCAAUAUGGCAACCAAAUACAGCAGGGAUGCCUUUUGGAUGUGCGUUUCCUAUAAUAAAGUUAGUUAAUGAGCAGAAAAUAGGCCCCCAGCUGAUACAGAAUAUGUUAUUAUUUAGCUGCUUGUGUUUUCUGGCGAUGCUGUUGAUAUGUGUGAGAGAGAGAUGGCGAGAGCAGUUUUGUCAGUGUAUUUGUAUCUGUGCAUCCCUAACUUUUAGCCACAUAGUUUUUGGCAGACACACAUCAGUGACCUACUGACAAUGUCUUCGUGACCUGCUUUUGGGUGGUGGCCCACCCCUUGAGAACCACUGAUUUAGACAGUAUUUGCAUUCAUUUGCACAGGAAGGCACCAGUUUUGCCCUAAAUGACUGCAGACUGACUAAUUUGCACCUAUUAUGAUGCAAGUAUUAGUGCAUUUUUGAUGUUAGCCUCUCAUAGAGGUUGGAACCAUGUCUGCAGAACAUGGAUGACAAAAGAAGAGCAGACUGCAAACUGUCCAAAUCUUCGUCAAAGGAGGCAACUGGACUUAAUCAAGUACCUCAGUGAAGGUUUUUUUGUACUUGGAUGGAUGAGAACCUUCUGCAAACUAAGCUCAGAUGAAUUAUAGAGACAAGGGGCAGGGAACAUUCAAUUAAAAUAAUACAGAAUUUCAAAAUAAUUCCAAGAACUACAACGGUCUUGUUAAAUAUUCCUAUUUGUGUUCAGAAUCACAGAGAUGUAAAUGCUCUAGUCCGAAAACCAGAGCGUGGAUGCAUCCCUUAAAAAUGAGCACAAACAGCAUUAAUCCCCAUCUGUGUGUUUGGUGAAUUAGACCAUGUUUUUGUCUCUUUUCUCAGGUUUAAACAGCACAACAAAUGUGCAAUCCUUCAUGAACUACACACAGGCGUGUAGCACUGUAACAGUGUGGGGCAGCACCGAUAUCUCUGUUUGAUUUUUUAGGUUUUUCUGUGAUUGGGUUGUGAUUUGUAAAAGUGUGAGAGAGCUUUAUAUUUUAUGUGUUGGGCUUUGAACAACUUUAUCAACAGUUUUAUGGCAUAUGUGGUAUAUUUUCUGUCCUUUUACUUGAAUGUAAAUAUUAAAAACUUUCUGCUAACUAUGGUAUUUAAAGAAGCCGAUUUGAUGUUUGUUUACACCAUCACAUUUAAUAUAAUCCAUAAAAAACCACUCUGAGAAUCAAAAUAAUCCCUCAUUUUAAGCAAUAACCAAGACUUGAAUUAAAGGUCAAAUCUAAUCUCAACUGCCAAACUGAAUUUCUGUUUAAU